Messenger RNA from Condylostylus longicornis, 2135 nucleotides. RefSeq names its product probable ATP-dependent RNA helicase Dbp73D (gene Dbp73D). Gene Ontology annotation, cellular component: nucleus. The record is from RefSeq and is a predicted model, not a curated record. Gene Ontology annotation, molecular function: nucleic acid binding; ATP binding. The transcript has 5 exons. NCBI's taxonomy places the organism in Eukaryota, Metazoa, Arthropoda, Insecta, Diptera, Dolichopodidae. The coding region runs from base 109 to 2112 and encodes 667 amino acids.
CUGAUAAUAUAAACAAAACACAACGUGUUCAUUGCUUCUAUUUUUUAAAUUGUUAGUUUCUUAGUGGUAACUUGUAAUUGAAAAAGAAAAAAAGCUCUCAACUAUAAAAUGGAAUUAUUUACGGUUACAAGAUUUGAUGAAAAUAAAAUUGAUGAUGAUCAUGAGAAUAAACUAUUGAAAAAAUUGUUGAAAAAAGCAAAGAAAAGAAAGCUAGAAGUUGAAUCAAAAGAUAUCACAGAAGAGCACCAGAAAAUUGAUUAUGAAAUAUCCGAAAAUAAAUCGACAGAACAUCAAAUUUCUAAUCAUGAAGAAAAUGGAAAUAGUGAAAAAAUGAAUGCCAAUAACAUAAAUGAAAAUAAGGAAGAUGAAAAUAUUGAAAACGAAUUUCAGAUCUUGGGCAAUGAUGUUUUUAAAAAAAAGCAAAAAAUAAAUAUGGUAUUACCCCCAUGGUUGGCACAUCCGACUGUGAUAAGUACAAACAUUUUGGAAGAAAAUGAAAACGAAUCAAUAGAAGAUUUGGAAUAUUUAUCACCAAUAAUAAAAGAAAAUUUACGAAAAAUGGGUAUUACAAGAUUGUUUCCGGUUCAAAAGGAAGUUGUGCCUUCAAUACUUAACGCUCACUCUAAACCCUUUCCAUUUAAGCCUAAAGAUAUUUGUGUUUCUGCUCCGACUGGUAGUGGUAAAACGUUAGCCUUUGCUAUACCUUUAAUUCAGUUACUUAUGAAUCGCGUGGAACGGAAAACUAGAGCACUUGUUAUUCUGCCAGUAAACGAAUUAGCAUUGCAAAUUUUUAAAGUUUUGAAAUCUCUUGCUGAUAAAACCGUGUUAUCUAUCCGUUUACUUUCGAAAGGUGUACCUUUUAUUAAAGAGCAACAGCUACUUCUAGAUUUUUAUGAUGGAAACUAUUAUUCAAAAGCUGAUAUUAUAGUCACAACCCCUGGGCGACUUGUAGAGCAUUUACACUCUACUAAAGGACUCUGCUUAAAGGAUUUAAAAUUUAUAGUAAUCGAUGAGGCUGAUCGUAUAAUGGAACAAAUUCAUUUUAAUUGGUUGUAUCAUUUAAAUGAGCAUGUUAGAAAAACAUCUGACGAGUUUUUCUCUGGCACAUCAGCACCGUUAUGCCUUCAGGAACUAAUGACAAAUUUGGCAAACCAACCACAUAAAAUGCUUUUCUCAGCUACUUUAUCACAUGAUCCAGAAAAGUUGAUCAAUUUAAAAUUAUUUCAACCGAAAUUGUUCACAACGGUGACUAUCCCUAUAGAAAAGCUUGUUGAAGGGUUAUCGCAAAUUACUAAUGGUGAAAAAAACCAUGCAAAAGAUGUUCGCGGAGAAUUUGUUGGGAAGUAUACAACUCCAUUAGAGCUUACGGAAAAAAUAUGUUUAACUGAUACGCCUUUAAAGCCCUUAACACUUUUCGCUUUAAUAAAAGAAAACUGUUGGAACAAAUUUUUAUGCUUUACAAACAGUGUCGAUUCAGCUUACAGGCUUUCUAAAGUUUUAGAUUACUUUUUUGGAAAACAAAAAUACAUACGCGAAUUGUCAGCUUCUCUAACAGCUUCUCAAAGGAAUAAAGUAUUAGAUCUAUUUGCAAAAGGAAAAAUUAAAGGUUUAAUUUGUUCGGAUGCGCUAGCACGUGGUAUCGAUAUUCCGCUUGUCGACAUUGUUAUAUCUUACGAUGUACCCAGGCACAUAAAAACAUAUAUUCACAGAAUCGGAAGAACAGCAAGGGCUGGACGCUUAGGUACCGCAAUUACAUUGCUAUCUGAAGACGAAAAGUACAAAUUUAAGAAUGUUUUGGCGGAUGCUGGAAAAUUUAUAACUGAGGAAAUCAAAGUUGAGUCUAAAAUUGAAGAAGAAUAUGCUAAUGAAUAUACAAAAGCACUGCAAUAUUUACAAUAUGACAUCAAAGACAAGAAAAGAAAGGAAAUAAUUAAAAAGAGCAUUCACAAAUCAGAAUUAGGGAAUAAUAAAAUCGAUGCCCCAUCUAAUGUUUUAGAGAAAUUGCAGCACGAUUUAAAUAAAAAUUUCGAAGCCGGAGAAACUCCAACCAUUAUUCAACGCAGAUUUAGAAAAAACAACAAAUUGAAAAAAAAUAAAAAAAGAAAAACAUAAAUUACAAAAAAUAAAAAAUAUGU